Colletotrichum phormii is the source of this 1029-nucleotide messenger RNA. RefSeq lists its product as uncharacterized. The transcript has 3 exons. Lineage: Eukaryota; Fungi; Ascomycota; Sordariomycetes; Glomerellales; Glomerellaceae. The record is from RefSeq and is a predicted model, not a curated record. Bases 333 to 992 code for a protein of 219 amino acids.
UGCCCAGUCCUAAUGCGUUCGUCGCCACUACGAUGCCCUCGGCCCCGUUGCUUUGACGCCACGCCUCGAGCCGAGCCGUCUUGCCCUCUAUCGAGUCGACGUCGCUGAAGAACGUGGCGCACCCCAGCACUGAUCCUAAACGCUCUACCCGCUCGAUUGACGUGGCGUAUACUACCGCCUUGCCUCGCCCGCCGCUGGCCAGAAGCUCACGUACCUACUGGACUGCUACCCGGCAUACCUCGGCCUCAACCGUGUCAAGUGUCUUGAGCGCCGCGUCAUCUUCGUCUUGUUCUGCGCCACCGUCGUCCUCGUCACUGAUCCUGUCGCUUGUUAUGACGACGGAAUAUCCUAUGUUCUUGCGCGUCGUUGCUGUUCGGAACAUGCUUACACGACUUGCCUCUAGUCGCAUCGCGUGGAAGAAUACUACUUCGUCCUUUAGCGUAAGCGUCGCUAUUAAGUAUAUCGUUUAUAUACCGAACUUGCGAAUCGCCUCCCCGAGCUCGCUAAGCCGUGGCCGGAACGCCUGCCUCCUUUCUAGCCGUACGAUAAAGUCUCUAAACCCCUUUAUAACGGCUGACUCGACCGUGACGAAGAUGAUGGACGCCGCCUGGUUGUUCUUCCGGCUCUGCUAUACGUGCGAUGUGAUCCCCGCCUUGACGUAUCGCCUGUGCAGAUCCGUCCGCAGCGCUACCAGCGGCGUCACAACCACCGUCACCCCGUCCGGCGAGCAGAACGCCGGCAACAUGAACGAGACGCUCUUGCCGCCGCCCGUCCCUAUUACCUACACGAUCGGCGUGUACCCGCUGGCGAUGGCGAGCACCGCUUCUCUCUGCUGGCCCUCUAAGUCUAUCCUCCUUAGCUUCUCGAACCGUCGGAGCCUCGCCUCGAGCCGUGGCCCUUCGUAUGCCUCCGUCUUUUUCCUCUUAUAUCCCGCGGAGUCCUAUUUCGACUCCGAAUCCUCGGCGCCGAACCUUAAAAACCUAUAUUACUAACGGCUAACUCUACGGAACUAUUAUUACCUCGCCGCGA